CUACCGUCUUUGCUUUUGCUGUUCCUCUUUUACGUCAUUUCCGCUGGGGGACGGGCCUGCAUUCCCAAACCCGUGGCGGGAGUCUGAGCUUCACUGUCCCCUGGGUCCGGUGUAGGAUUGACUUCUGCGUGGCCGCAGGCUCAACAUGUACAACAUAUCUAACACCCAAGAACCUUAUACACCUAAAGAUUCUUGUUUGAAAACUGAGUUUGAAGAUCAGCUGUUGUUUUUGCCUAAAAAAUUAAGAGCAAGACUACUUCCUUUUCAGAAGAAUGGUAUCAAGUUUGCUUUGAAAAGAGAUGGCAGAUGUAUGGUGGCUGAUGAAAUGGGUCUAGGAAAAACAAUUCAAGCAGUUGCCAUAGCUUAUUUCUAUAAAAACGAAUGGCCUCUUUUAAUAGUUGUUCCUUCAUCUCUGAGAUAUCCUUGGACAGAGGAGAUUGAGAAAUGGAUUCCAGAACUAGGACCACAAGAGAUUGUCAUUAUUCAGAAUAAAACUGAUAUUGGGAGUAUAUCGACCAGCAAAGUAACAGUUCUAGGUUACGGUCUAUUAACUACAGAUGCCAAACUCCUGAUAGACACUCUGUACAAUCAGAACUUUAAAGUCGUUAUAAUAGAUGAAUCACACUACAUGAAGUCCAGAAAUGCAUCCCGAAGCAAGAUUUUAUUGCCAAUAAUACAAAACUCUAGAAGAGCCAUUCUUCUUACUGGGACUCCAGCUUUGGGAAGACCUGAAGAGCUUUUUAUGCAGAUUGAUGCACUUUACCCAAAACGAUUUGGAACAUGGACUGAAUAUGCAAAAAGAUAUUGUAAUGCUCAUCUCAGGUAUUUUGGUAAAAGAGCUCAGUGGGACUGCAGAGGUGCGUCCAAUCUAGGUGAACUUCAUCAGCUGUUAAGUAAUAUAAUGAUUAGGAGAUUAAAGAAUGAAGUUUUAACUCAGCUACCCCCUAAAAUUAGACAGCGUAUUCCAUUUGAUCUUCCUUCUACAGCAGCUAAGGAAUUGAAUACUAGCUUUGAAGAAUGGGAGAAAUUAAUGAGGGCUCCACAUUCAGAUGCCAACAAAACCGGUAGCCACUUUUUUCAAGUUAUGGGGUUGAUGACCCGCAUGUUUAAGCAAACAGCUAUUGCCAAGGCAGGUGCUGUAAAGGACUAUAUUAAACUGAUGCUUCAGAAUGAUUUGCUUAAAUUUCUAGUUUUUGCUCAUCAUUUAAGCAUGCUCCAAGCUUGUACAGAAGCAGCUAUAGAAAGCAAGGUUCGUUACAUUAGAAUAGAUGGAAGUGUUCCUUCUUCAGAAAGAAUACACCUGGUUAAUCAGUUUCAAAAGGACCCUGAUACCAGAGUGGCUAUCCUAAGCAUUCAGGCUGCUGGCCAGGGUUUAACUUUCACUGCAGCAACUCAUGUCAUAUUUGCUGAGUUAUAUUGGGACCCAGGACACAUAAAGCAAGCAGAAGACCGUGCUCACAGAAUUGGACAAAGCAGUUCUGUAAAUAUCCACUAUCUUAUUGCUAAUGGAACACUGGAUUCUCUGAUGUGGGGGAUGUUGAAUCGUAAGGCCAUCGUUACUGGUAGCACAUUGAAUGGUAGGAAAGAGAAACUUGAGGCAGAAGAAGGUGAUAAAGAAAAGUGGGAUUUCCUGAAAUUUGCUGAAGCUUGGACUCCGAAUGAAAAUUUUGAAGAAAUCAAGAAUGAAGUUUUGUUCACCCAUUUUGAAAAAGAAAAACAGCAUGAUAUCCGAUCCUUCUUUUCACCAAAACAUAAGGAGAAGAAACACACAAUAGCAUCCUGUGAUGAAUCAAGAGUACGUCAGGAAAAAGCGACUGAGAAGGCCUUGGACUGUAGAAAUAUAGCUAAGCGGGAUGCAAUUGACUAUGAAAGUGAUUUUGAACCUGAAGCUAAAAAAUGGAAAUCAGUCGUCAUUCAGAGCAAUUCCAGUCAAAAAGAGAAAAGAUCAACCUGGUCUAGUUCAACAAAAGCUGAGUUUAUAAAAGAAACAGUUCAGGAGAAAAAGUCUAACUCAAUCAAAAUAUCCCUCCUUGGAAAAGAUUGGCAGUGUGGUCUCUGCACUUAUGUUAAUAGUUCAUUAUUGACUUAUUGUGAAAUGUGUGAGACCCCUCAAGACAGUACUGCAUAUCUGAACAAGAAACAAAUAGAUGAUCAUAACUGGAUCCAGGUUGAAAAAGGAAAUCAGGUUAAUGAGUCCCAGAAAGAUACUAUCUUGCAAAUUGAAACCAACUCUUCCUGUGGGCAGCAAAUCCUUGAACAAUCAGUAACAGAACAGUUCAUGGAAAGCAAGGAAGAAAAAGCAGAAAGUGAAAAUGAAGAUGAGAGAGACGGACUAAAACCCCAACAAGAACAAUUAAAGAAUUCAGACACUUUACCUGUAUAUGAUGUUCUAAUGUUUUGUGCCAGUAAGAAUACAGACAGAAUUCACCUCUAUACUAAGGAUGGUGAACAAAUGAACUGCAAUUUCAUUCCUUUGGAUAUAAAAUUAGACCUCUGGGAAGAUUUACCAGCAUGUUUUCAACUGAAACAAAACCGGUCACUGAUUUUGAAGUUUGUGCGAGAGUGGAGUAGUCUCACUGCCAUGAAGCAAAGAAUUAUCCGGAGAAGUGGCCAUAUUUUUUGCAGCCCUAUUCUGGCUUUGGAUGAGAUAACAAUGCAACAAAUUAAACAAUGUAGUAUCAAAAGAUAUAUAACCAAAGAAGAUGUUGCAGCAGCUGCUGUGAAUAAAGUGCAAAGGGAUGGGGGCAGCACCCGUGUGAUCACAAAGGAAUCCAAGUUCCUCUCUAAAAAACAAAUUUCUUCUGCUGUAGAAACACAGGAAAUGCCUGUAAACCCAGACCAAGGUGAUCUUACCAUACAACCUUCUACAUCGAAGGGAUUUUUGCAGGCUAUUGAUACUGAAGGAAAUCCACUCUGUCUCCACUGUCAACAACCUACUUGCCAGUCUGACCAACAGGACAAAGUGAAUGCUUGGGAUUCACGGUUUUGUUCUCAGAAAUGUCAGGAGGAAUUUUGGAUUCGAUCAAAUAACAGCUACUUACGUGCUAAAGUAUUUGAAAUUGAGCAUGGUGUGUGUCAGCUCUGUCAUUUGAAUGCCCAGGAACUCUUCCUUUCUCUCAGAGAUGCACCUAAACAUCAACGGAAGAAUCUUCUACAAGCCACUUGGAUCUCAAAACUCUCCAUAGAACAGUUAAAUGAGAUGAUGAAAAACCCCGUGGAAGGCCAGUUCUGGCAGGUGGAUCACAUCCGGCCAGUCUACAGUGGAGGGGGGCAGUGCUCUCUGGAGAACCUUCAGACUCUCUGCACAGUUUGUCAUAAGGAGAGAACCGCUAAACAAGCCAAAGAAAGAAGCCUGGCAAAAAGAAAAUCUUUCGCUUCAAAAUAUGGAUCAGACAUCACAAGAUUUUUCACAAAGAAGUGAAGUGCAAAUAUAUUUAGCUGGAGCAUAAGUGGAUCAAAUAUAAGGGAAUGGGAAUGUAUGGAAUUACUAUUUGUAAAAAUUUUAUAUUUGCUCUUUUUACAACUUGGAGUAGGUCAAUCAAGAGUGUUUUAAGAUUUUCGAGCAACGAUGGCAUGAAUUGCCUCGGUGUUUCAGAAGGUUCACCACUGUUGGGUCAAGCCACUCUCAUCAGAAGGUAUUUUACCAUAAGACACUGGAUCUGAUGGCAGAAAUGGCACUAUCACAGAAUGUGAAAUUCCCAUGAUCUUGGUUUCAUUCAGAAUGGCAUCUGUGUUUCAGGGAGAUCUUUUAACUUGCCUUUUUCUAUUAGAUUUUUAUUGCUGCAUCACCCAAAUUUUGCGUUAGAAAAAUCUACUUUGUUAUUUUUGAACUAGUGCUAGGAUUUGUGUUGGCCUUGGACUAUUCUGUCUAUUAAAUAGUUUACAAUCAAAAAAUAUUUAUUUGCUAAUAUCAUGCUUAUUCAGAAACUUUGGGCCAGUCAUUAAAAUUAUGCUGAUUGUACAGGAAGAGCCCUUUAUUUGUGAAAUAUCUCUACCUUGAUUUCUUAUAUUAUGCAUUUUGCAGUUGGGUUAGCUUGACUUACUGACAAUAAUUGUGCAUUUGAAAAUGAGCUAAUGUAAAUAUGUACUACUGGGUGUUUCUAAGUAAAGCUAUUAAUAAAGUUAUUUCAAAAUUGA
This is a messenger RNA of Monodelphis domestica (gray short-tailed opossum), 4137 nucleotides long. RefSeq names its product zinc finger RANBP2-type containing 3 (gene ZRANB3). Gene Ontology annotation, molecular function: DNA endonuclease activity; nucleic acid binding; zinc ion binding. The record is from RefSeq and is a predicted model, not a curated record. Gene Ontology annotation, cellular component: nuclear replication fork. NCBI's taxonomy places the organism in Eukaryota, Metazoa, Chordata, Mammalia, Didelphimorphia, Didelphidae. Gene Ontology annotation, biological process: replication fork processing; DNA repair.